UACAACAAAAUCAUUAAAUUCAUAAAAGUUCAUGGUUACUAAACAAUUUUGAGUUCUCAAGUUCGAGUUAUAAAAGAAAUUCAGAGAAAAUGGCGGUGAGAUUCAAGAGGAUAACAACGGCUUUAGAUGACGACGCUAGGGCACGGUUAUGCCAGAGCAGUGGAAGCGAGCAUUCCGCGAACUCAGUCACAGAUCUUUCAGUUCUAGUUGACUCGUUUUUCGACGGAGAAGAUGAUGAUAAUGAUCGAGGUAAAUCCUGCAUUGAACACGAUGAUCUGGAAGAGACGGAGGAGUAUCAGAAGGCGGAGAGUUUUUACGGUACGGAUUCUGACGUGAAGGAAAUGUUGAUGGAUCUCAUCGGCGGUUGUACGGAUGAUGACGAUGACCGUAUGAAGCGUGCGAUUGGUUUCGAGGUGGAAAAAGUAUGCCGGAGUUUUGAAAAUACUUCGUCGGAGGGGUUUAAACGGAAUCUGAUGACCGUACUUCGUCAGAGAGGAUUUGAUGCUGGUCUCUGCAAGUCACGAUGGGAGAAAACCGUACGGUAUCCCGCCGGCGAGUACGAAUACAUCGACAUUCUAAUCUCCAGCAACCGCUACAUCAUCGAUCCAGCGUUCGUAUCCGAAUUCACAAUCGCACGACCAACAAAAACCUACCAGUCCUUGCUCGAAAUAAUACCUAAAAUCACAGUAAUCAAACCAAACGAGUUGAAGAAACUGGUGAGGCUAAUGUGCGCCGCGAUGCGAGACUCUUUAAAAGCUAGAAACAUUGUGGUUUCACCGUGGAGAAAAAACGGUUACAUGCAAACGAAAUGGUUAGGAUCGUAUAAACGAACGACGAACCCGUUGAAAUUAACGGAGAUGAGGCAUUACGGUGACGGUAACGGUGAGUUUAACUGUGAGAGUUUGUUAGGGUUUGAGUAUUCACCGGUGGUGGUUGGUGGUAAAAGUUAUUGUAGGAAGGAGGUUAGGAAAAUGCAUGUGGUUGGUAAUUUGAAAGCGUUAAUGUUGAGUGGCAUGUCGUAGUAAAUAAGAUGUGGAUAGGAGGGUGUCAUUGUAAAUAUGUUGGAAAAGGGAAUGGUUAUCAUUGAAGACAGUUUUUGGAUAAUUUUAUUUUAUAAUGGCGUUGACGUGACAAUGUGGACAUUUUUGUGUUUA
This is a messenger RNA of Helianthus annuus (common sunflower), 1154 nucleotides long. RefSeq lists its product as uncharacterized. The record is from RefSeq and is a predicted model, not a curated record. The coding region runs from base 90 to 1022 and encodes 310 amino acids. Lineage: Eukaryota; Viridiplantae; Streptophyta; Magnoliopsida; Asterales; Asteraceae. The transcript is spliced from 2 exons.